Molecule: messenger RNA, 2355 nt
Organism: Lactuca virosa
Lineage: Eukaryota; Viridiplantae; Streptophyta; Magnoliopsida; Asterales; Asteraceae
Source: the annotation of a GenBank genome assembly
UCACUAGCCAAACACACCGUACAAAUGUCCACUCUAUCACUCCCUUCUCUUCGUCCUCCUUCAUCCCCACACUAAACCCUAGACCCACCUCCAUUCUGUCAAUCAAUGGAUCCCCGCCGUGCCCCUCGCACCGUCAUCGACCCCAAAGUCCGUCAAGUCGGAUUUUUCGCUCCACCUGACCGCGCCCAAUCAGGCCCCUUACCUCAAUCCUCCGAUUCCCCUUCAUCCCCACCGUUAUCGGACAUUUCUCCCUCCGGUAACUCAAUCUCCCCGGUUAUGAUCCCACCUCCCCGUCAUCUCUCUGACCUCUCCUCCCGUACCAUUCCAGCGGGGUUCCCUCCGAAUCGUUUAGUAUCGCCGCUUCACCGAUUCUCCGGUGAGUCCAUUAUCCCUGUUGGCAGUUACAACCCCUCGGAGUUUGCGUCUCCAUCGGUCGCAGAUUUUUUCGAGGAUAAAAAUGCACGGUCGCCGGGGCCACGUCGGAGUCGUGGAGUUGGUGGGUCUGGGAAGUUCGCGUCUUCUUUGCCUGCCGGCGGUUUUGAGUUGCCGCCGGAAGUUAAACCAAAGAGCUUGACCACCGUUUCGGUUGUUAGCAACUUGCAACCUAAUGUGACUGAAAAAGAUGGAGAUCAAUCUAAUGAGUCUCAUGAUGGACAUGGAACAAAUUCAAAGCCACUGAAAGAGAAAAUGUCAAAGGCUGAAAGACGUGCUCUUCAGGAGGCUCAACGAGCCGCAAAAGCUGCUGCAAAAGCCGAAGGAAAUUCAGGGUCAACAAAAUCGGUCAAACCCUCAAAGGCUUCUAUUCAAAAGAAAGACAACGCCUCGAUUGCGACUCAUGAGAAAAGAGGUGGUGAUAGGGCAAUAGAUAAGGAUAGAAAGAAAGAGAUCCCACAUCCUCGAAUGCAGUUUGAUGAUAUGAGUCGUGUGGAAAAAGCUAAUAAACGUGCAGUGGUUAAACAAACCGAGGUUAGGAACCGAGUUGAGCUUUUUAGACAUUUACCUCAAUAUGAACAUGGAACAAAGCUUCCCGAUCUUGAAAAAAAAUUCUUCCGUCUUAAUUCCGUUCAUCCCGCAGUCUACAAGGUCGGAUUACGUUACUUAGCCGGCGACAUAUCCGGCGGAAAUGCGCGUUGCAUUGCAAUGCUCCAAGCCUUCCAAGAAGCCAUAAUGGAAUACUCACCACCACCGGAAAAAGCCCUAAACCGUGACCUAACCACCAAAAUCAACAGCUACAUCUCCUUCCUCAUCAACUGCCGCCCCCUUUCCAUCUCAAUGGGAAACGCAAUCAAAUUUGUCAAAACCCGAAUUGCAAAUCUCCCAUUAACCCUCUCAGAAUCCGAAGCAAAACAAAAUCUCUUAUCCGAAAUCAACCAUUUCAUCAACGAAAAAAUCCUCUUAGCAGACAAAGUCAUCGUACGCCAUGCGGUCACCAAAGUUAGGGACGGAGACGUCCUUUUAACAUACGGAUCGUCUUCCGCGGUUGAGAUGGUGUUUUUGCGGGCCCACGAACUCGGGAAGAAAUUUAGGGUUGUUGUAGCGGAUUCGCGCCCGAAACUUGAAGGGAGGUUAUUGGUUAGGAGACUUAUUGGGAAGGGUAUAAGUUGUACUUAUGUUUAUAUAAAUGGGAUUUCUUAUAUCAUGCAAGAAGUUACUAGGGUUUUUCUUGGGGCUUCUUCGGUUUUGGCUAAUGGAACUGUUUAUUCGAGGGUGGGGACCGCGUGUGUUGCUAUGGUGGCUAAUGCGUGUGGGGUCCCGGUUAUUGUGUGUUGUGAAGCGUAUAAGUUUCAUGAAAGAGUGCAACUUGAUUCGAUUUGUUGUAAUGAACUUGGGGAUCCGGAUGCUAUAGCUAAAGUUCAUGGUCGUGAGGAGAUAAAUGAUUUGAAGGAUAUUGCAAAUGAUGAAAACCUCCAAAUUCUUAAUUUAACGUAUGAUGCAACGCCUUCGGAUUAUGUCUCGAUGAUUAUUACAGAUUAUGGCAUGAUACCUCCAACGAGUGUUCCUGUGAUUGUGCGUGAAUUCCGCAAAGAACAAAUAUGGAUAUAAAUUUAUCAUCCGUGUUUGUAUGUGAUUGAAGAAUGAGAAUUAUUCAGACUUUUUUUUUUCUUUCUUUUUUUUUGGCGGCAAAUGGUUUAGUUUUUUUUUUUAGGUUGGUUUUAAAGACAACCGGACUCGUGAAGAGUGCGAACUUCUGCCUCUCAGAGCUUUGGUGUUGACUGUUGAGUAUGUUGUGACUUUUUGACUCUUGUUGUGGUUUUGACACCUGUUGUGGAUUUAGGCCAGUGAUAGAAAUUACAAGUACUACAUUUUUUUCGCGGAUUAUUGUCUGUUUGGAUUAAACACUUUUUAAAUCGAGAC